Messenger RNA from Astyanax mexicanus (Mexican tetra), 3212 nucleotides. It is a transcript of the gene tbcb, whose product is annotated as tubulin folding cofactor B. Bases 287 to 1021 code for a protein of 244 amino acids. Gene Ontology annotation, biological process: cytoplasmic microtubule organization; tubulin complex assembly; post-chaperonin tubulin folding pathway. NCBI's taxonomy places the organism in Eukaryota, Metazoa, Chordata, Actinopteri, Characiformes, Acestrorhamphidae. The record is from RefSeq and is a predicted model, not a curated record. The transcript is spliced from 7 exons. Gene Ontology annotation, molecular function: alpha-tubulin binding; microtubule plus-end binding. Gene Ontology annotation, cellular component: cytoplasm; microtubule plus-end; nucleus.
AGGCGGGCAGAAGGUUCCAGAAGCGGCAGCGGAAGAUCAGCUAUAAGCGCUGGAUCCUGUAUUAUCUGGUUUUAGGCGGUUUAUUAGCAGCAGAAACAGCAGACAGUAGAGGAUAGUUACUGCUUUAAUACACAGCGAUUUACUGCUGAUACUGCUGCUCUUUUACUCUGUUUAAACAGAGUAUUUAGGAGUAUUACGAGUGUGGGUUCUGGGUUUCCUCCUGAACUCUCGAGCUGAUAUCUAAAGCCAGCCUUACAGAUCUGGGAUCAGUUUGGCCUUUGGAAACAUGGACGUAAAGGUGAUCAGUAACCCGACGGUGUCUGUGCGGCUCACCAGCACCCUCAGCUCCUUCGAGGUGAACCGGAGAUUCAACAGAGGGAUCACAAUCGCUGAGUUCAAGAGUAAACUGGAGCUUGUGAUUGGCUGCCCUGCUGCAUCGAUGGACCUUCAGUUGUUCAGCACCUCGGAUAAGUUCUUACAGAAUAUGGAGGAUAAUGAAGCUCUGCUGGGCUCCUAUCCUGUAGACGACGACUGCAGAAUACACGUGAUCGACCGCAGCGGUACUCUAAGUGGAGCGUUCAGUGAUUUAUCCAAGGUGGAGAAAUAUGAGCUCUCUGAUGAUGCUUAUGAAAAGAGAACAGAUUCUGUACGUAACUUUAAGAAGAACAUGAAGAUGGGGCGCUUUAACGAGGAGAACAUGGCUAAGCGUGAGGAGGAGCUCGCUCAGAAGGAGGAGGAGGAGAAAGCAGCGUUAGCCUCCAUCACCGUGGGAAAGCGCUGCCAGGUUCAGGUCGCUGGGCAGCCCACCAAGAUCGGCACAGUGAUGUUCGCGGGUACGACAGACUUUAAACCAGGAUACUGGGUCGGUGUGAAGUAUGAUGAGCCUCUUGGGAAACAUGAUGGCAGCGUGGGCGGGAAGCGUUACUUCGAGUGUGAGCAGAAGUACGGGGCGUUCGUGAAGCCGCUGACCGUAAUGGUGGGAGAUUUCCCGGAGGAGGACUACGGUCUGGACGAGAUGUAGACUGAGAUUAAACAAGAAAAUCAGAAACUCCUGAUCUCAGAUCAGAGGACGGACUGUGACUGGGCGGCAGAGCGUCGUCUCUGCGACCGAGAGGGUUCCAUUAUUUCCUCUGUUCUCAUUAACUAAUCAUCGCUUCACAUCACAGCACUGGAGUAAAGGAUCGAUAUUCACUGCGCUCUGAAGAUACCGGGGUGUUACACCAUGCUUCUGCUGUAGACUCGGGACAGAAGUAGACGCCUGUCUAGCGGAUCAGCUGAGCCGGGAUUAGCAGUGGAUGGUGGAGUUUGUGACGUGUUCUGGUCUUUGCUACAUGUUGAUUUAAGCGUAUUUGGAGAUUGUUUGGAGUUCGUAGUCUGGAGUUGCUGAAGUCUGUUGUUUUUCUGAUGUUUUUCCAUCUUUGAACUCCUUUAAUUAAAGGAGAAUUAAUUUUCUUUGAGAUUUUCUAUAUGAAUUAACUGUUUUGAUGUACCGUAUUUUUCACAUUAUAAGGCACACCAGAUUAUAAGGCACACUAAGGUCUAUUUUUAUACAUAAAGUGCACCGGAUUAUAAGGCGCAUUUUAUGCGACACUAGUAACUAGUAAAUAGAUGUAGGAAAAGGGGUGUCGCCAUGUUUUUCUUCUAAAUUCAGCAAAACCUUUAAAACUAAGAUAAGUUAACAAGACUGUGAUUCUUAAAAAAAACUUUCCAGACAAGUCAGACAAGUGAAAUGAGAGCUGUAUGUUAAUCUACACAGAUUUCUCUUCUAAAAACUGUGUAUUUGGGUGAGAAACUCUUCCAUUUAUUUACAGUUAGCUUAGAUUUACAGAUUUACACUAAAGCUGAAGUAUUAGCAGCGAACCACUAGUGGUGUGAUAUUAUCUAUUAGCUUACUUUUGAACAACAAAGAGCUAGCGCUCAGCAUGAUUAGCAGCUAAUGCUAAUGCUGCUCCAGGAGUGCUAGCUGGGGUUAGUGGCUAAUGCUAAUGCUGCUCCAGCAGUGCUAUCUGGGGUUAGCAGUGAAAUACAGGCUGAUAAUACUCACCUCUAAACGGCAAAAGAGCUAGUGUUCAGUACGGUUAGCGGCUAAUGCUAAUGCUGCUCCAGCAGUGCUAUCCAGGGUUAGCAGCUAAUGCUAAUGCUGCUCCAGCCUUAGUGCUGGAGAACUUAACUGAAACUCCUGUAUGACUCUGUACUUCAGUGGAGUGGCUUUACUGCUUCUUAAUACCUGACUGGUCGAUUUUUGGGAAACGUAUAAGAUUUUCGGUGCGCCUUAUAGUGUGAAAAAUACAGUAAUUUUAGUGAAGGGUUUUUCAUGUGAAACUGUGCGUGGAAGUGGUGAAGAUGGGAGCCUGUGGGCUUGGUUUAUCAUUUGUUUUUCCCUUUAAAAUCCCAGAGAUUUGAAAUAUAAACCUGUAUUAAAUAUUUACUCUGAUAUUUUGUUGUAAAAUCAGAACACUGUCCUCAAAUAUAAAACAGAAUUAUUAUACCAUGUUGGAUAAGCUUACAUACUAAAAUAAAAAUAAAAAAACCCUCAGUAAUAUGCUAUGAAUAAUAUGCUUAUCCUAAAAAAAAAAACAUCGUUUUAAGACAAAUCCUAAUCCUCUUUAUUCCUCUGGUUCCAUCUCCUCCUCUUUCACUACAACAGCAUUCAAAACAGCACAUUUCACAAAAACUAAACUGCAACGAUGAAAAUGAAUGCCUUUUUCUUUCAUUUUUUAUGAUUUUUUUUUUUUUUUUUUUGCAUCUUAACAGUAAAAUUAUGCAGAAAUUCUUGUUUUUUAAUUUUUUUCCUUUUAAAGUUCAGCCACAUUGAAACUGCUCUUGUUGUAUGUAUAUAUGUAGAAUAUGUAUAAGCAUUUUUUUGGACGUUGUAGAAAAAUGUUUAUUCGAGUCCACUUCGCCCCUGAUUGGCUUUACACAUAGAGGAUGUUCAUAGUGCACUACGAUUAUCUUGUAUUGUCUCUCGUCUUCAGUCUUCAUUCCAUUGUUAACUCUCCUGUUUUCAGGGCUGACGCAGCGUUUAGCUCUUUAUAUAAAGAUGUAAUGAUAUAAUGAGCAUCUCUGCCUUACAGUAAAUUACAGAGAUCCGUUUCUCUCAGAAUACAGAGGUUUUGCUGCACAGCAGAUGAUGUUGGAGGUUUGGAGGAUCUGUUCUGUUGUAUCUGUUUACUAAUAAAUGCACUCAUGCAUGAACCUACCUUAAAAAUUCA